CAGCCUCUCUUGCCCUCUCACCUCGCUGGCCUCCUCCUCAUUCCUGAGUUAAACCUAAAAGAUCUUGUGUUUGUGUUUGUUUUCUUCCCCUUUCUGUCUAACAAACAGAGAGAUCGUAGGCAUUAUUUUUUACGAACUUCAUGACCCGCUCCUGAUAAUUGAAAGGAUUCACAGCGACUUCAGUCUAUACGGAACGUUUCUGCCGGAGGGGUUUGUCUCCAUGGAACAGCUACUCAAUACCGCUUACAGUGAUUUCUUUCACUUCAUUGGAACUGGUUCAGCGGACAAGUGGAGUCGAAUGUCUCUCUACAAUGUAGCAUAGGUAGACUGUCCUUCCAUAAUAACUCACUCCGCAGCCUAUCAAAGCUCGCACUCUCUUUACUCUCACGCCUCAGCCACUAGCACACAAUUCUUCAGUGCAGGAAUCUGUUUGAUGAAGGUGGAAGAGUGAACAUCUUUCUUCCCAACUGUUAACUGGAUUCCUACGGCCUGAAGUUCUGUUUCUGUGGAAUUCAUGGCUGAUAAAUACAGUGUGGAGGCCGCAGAAAUCAUUGUCAACAGUGCCCUUCAUUUACCUAUUGCACAGGCAGCACCAAUAUAUGAGCAACUUUUGUCAGUAUUUCCCACAGCUGCAAAGUAUUGGAAGCAGUAUGUAGAGGCAUACAUGGCUGUGAAUAAUGACGAUGCUACAAAACAGAUAUUUAGUCGCUGUUUGUUGAAUUGUCUUCAUGUUCCUUUGUGGCGUUGCUAUAUUCGGUUCAUUCGAAAGGUCAAUGAGAAGAAGGGUGUGGAAGGUCAAGAGGAGACAAAAAGAGCUUUUGAUUUUAUGCUCAGUUAUAUUGGAGCAGACAUCGCAUCUGGCCCCAUAUGGAUGGAGUACAUUUCCUUUUUAAGAUCGUUGCCGGCCGUAAGUCCGCAAGAAGAGUCACAGCGGAUGACUGCAGUUCGGAAAGUGUUCCAAAGAGCUAUCAUCACCCCGACCCAUCAUGUUGAGCAGCUUUGGAAGGAUUAUGAGAAUUUUGAAAAUUCUGUGAGCCGUCAAUUGGCAAAAGGACUUCUAUCUGAAUAUCAACCAAAAUAUAACAGUGCUAGGGCUGUUUAUCGUGAAAGGAAGAAAUAUGUCGAUGAAAUUGAGUGGAAUAUGCUUGCUGUGCCACCAACUGGGUCUUACAAGGAAGAGAAGCAGUGGAUGGCAUGGAAGAGGUUUCUAGAUUUUGAAAAGGGAAAUCCUCAAAGGAUAGACAGCACCUCCUCCAACAAAAGAAUAAUAUUCACUUAUGAACAGUGUCUGAUGUAUCUAUACCACUAUCCUGACGUAUGGUAUGACUAUGCUACAUGGCAUGCAAAAAGUGGUUCAAUAGACGCUGCUAUCAAAGUUUUUCAACGAGCUUUGAAGGCUCUUCCAGAUUCAGAUCUGCUAAAGUAUGCUUAUGCAGAGGUGGAGGAAUCUCGUGGAGCAGUCCAGUCUGCAAAAAGUAUAUAUGAAAGCCUUUUGGGAGAUGGUGUUAACGCAACUGCAUUGGCGCAUAUACAAUUUAUUCGCUUUCUGAGAAGAACAGAGGGUGUUGAGGCAGCUCGCAAGUACUUUCUAGAUGCACGAAAAUCCCCAAACUGCACAUACCAUGUAUAUGUUGCUUAUGCCAGAAUGGCUUUCUGUCUUGACAAGGAUCCUAAGAUUGCACACAAUGUCUUCGAGACCGGAUUGAAGCGCUUUAUGCAUGAGCCAGUUUACAUUCUUGAAUAUGUGGAUUUUUUGUCUCGAUUAAAUGAUGAUAGAAAUAUCCGUGCUUUAUUUGAGCGGGCACUGAGCUUGCUACCACCAGAAGAAUCUGUUGAGGUCUGGAAGCAAUUCAUCCAAUUUGAGCAAACAUAUGGUGAUCUUGCUAGCAUGUUGAAGGUUGAACAAAGAAAAAAAGAAGCUCUUUCCCGGAUGGGUGAAGAGGAAGCAUCGACCUUAGAGGGCUCGCUGCAAGAUGUUGUCUCGCGGUACAGUUUCAUGGAUCUCUGGCCCUGUUCAUCUAAGGAUCUGGAUCAUUUGGCUAGACAAGAGUGGCUAACUAAAAAUAUCAAUAAGAAAGUGGAGAAACCAACUCUCUCCAAUGGACCAGGGAAUUUAGAUAAGGGUUCUUCACCCUCAAUGACCAACUCAAGUGUGUCUCUGAAAGUCGUUUACCCAGACACGUCUCAGAUGGUUGUUUAUGAUCCAAGGCAAAAACCAGGACCUGCAAUGCCUCCAAGCACCAUGGCUCCUGGAAUUGCUGCUUCCAGCACCUUUUCUAAUACCACGGUGGCAAUAGGGAAUGAUAAAUCAACCCAUACGGUUGAUGAUAUACUGAAAGCGGCACCACCUGCAUUGGUAGCAUUUUUAGGAAACUUGCCUAUUGUUGAUGGUCCGACACCAAAUGUGGAUAUUGUAUUAUCAAUUUGUUUACAGAGCAACAUUCCAUUAGGACAGAUUGGUAAGUCAACUACUACAGCAGCUCAAACGCCAGCAGGUCCAGCUCCUAGUUCAAGUGACCUCUCUGGUUCAACAAGGUCUCAUCCAAUUCCAAGUGCCUCAUCUUUCAAACCAACAAGGGACAGGCAAUCCGGAAAAAGAAAAGAUCUAGUCAGGCAAGAAGAGGAUGAAACUACGACUGUUCAGAGCCAGCCGUUACCGAGAGAUGUAUUCAGAAUACGGCAAAUUCAGAAAGCCCGAGGAGUUUCUUCUUCACAGACAGGGUCAGCCUCAUACGGCAGCGCGGUUUCUGGCGAUCUGUCUGGUAGCACCAGUUAGUGCAUUUUUUUCUCUAACAAUAGCAGAUGAACUUGCUAUAUUAGGAAUUUUUUCUUAUAAAAUUGAAGCAACUCUAUUGAUAUCCAUGUAUGUUAGUUCAUAUUCAACUCAAUCAUAAAUCUUAUAAAACAAUUCAUUUCAAAUUAAUCGAUUCAGAAGAAAAAAAAAAGGUUCGGAAUUAGGGUGGAAGAGAAAAUGCAUCCUAAGUAAAGCUGAACUGACAAAAUUUUAUCAGAAAAACAAGAAGUAAAUAGAAUAUAACUAAAUAAAUUAGGGCCCGU
This is a messenger RNA of Carica papaya (papaya), 3057 nucleotides long. RefSeq names its product Tetratricopeptide repeat (TPR)-like superfamily protein (gene CSTF77). The record is from RefSeq and is a predicted model, not a curated record. Gene Ontology annotation, molecular function: mRNA binding; protein binding. Gene Ontology annotation, cellular component: nucleus. Gene Ontology annotation, biological process: mRNA 3'-end processing. Lineage: Eukaryota; Viridiplantae; Streptophyta; Magnoliopsida; Brassicales; Caricaceae.